Tachysurus fulvidraco (yellow catfish) is the source of this 4038-nucleotide messenger RNA. RefSeq names its product EF-hand domain family, member D2 (gene efhd2). The coding region runs from base 276 to 974 and encodes 232 amino acids. The transcript is spliced from 4 exons. Gene Ontology annotation, molecular function: calcium ion binding. Lineage: Eukaryota; Metazoa; Chordata; Actinopteri; Siluriformes; Bagridae. The record is from RefSeq and is a predicted model, not a curated record.
CCAUCUGCGUAGUUAUUCUGCCGCUGUUCACGCGAACUCUACACACAGGCGCGCGCUGUCCGUUUGAAUUGUGCGGAACGGUGAAUGAGCCGCUGACCGGCUCAAGCUCUUGGUACAUUAUUUAAAAAAAAUUUUUUUUAGAUAACCUAAAAAACCUUUACCUACUAAAGACAGUCGCGUACGGACUCUGGACGUUGUAGACUUAGGUGUUUUAAAAACCCAUGUGGUUUGUCUAGUGGGCAGCGAGCUUGUGAUAAUCAGUUAGAUAGAGGAAAAUGGCCUCGAACGAGCUGUCAGAGAAGCUUCAUCGGCGGCUUAAGAUAGAGGAGGGCGAGGAGGAGCCGCAAGCCGUGGAUGGAACUCAUGAAAACGGCGCGCACGAGAAAGAGUCCACGGCCAACGCCGACUCCGAGCUGGGAGCCAAACUGCAGCGCCGUGGCGAACUGAACGAGGGAGUCGGCGAGCACCAACAGCCCAGCAUGAAAGUAUUCAACCCGUACACUGAGUUCAAGGAGUUCUCCAGGAAGCAGAUUAAGGACAUGGAGAAAAUGUUUAAACAAUAUGACUCUGAGAAGGAUAACUUCAUUGACCUGAUGGAACUGAAGCUAAUGAUGGAGAAGCUUGGUGCUCCACAGACUCACAUGGGACUCAAGAAUAUGAUCAAAGAGGUGGAUGAAGACUUGGACGGCAAAUUGAACUUCAGAGAGUUCCUCCUGAUCUUCAGGAAGGCAGCAGCAGGGGAGCUGGCUGAGGACAGCGGAUUGAGUGUCUUAGCUCGUCUCUCUGAAAUUGACGUGUCCACUGAGGGUGUUAAAGGAGCAAAGUCUUUUUUUGAAGCCAAAGUCCACGCCAUUAACGAGUCAAACCGCUUCGAGGCGGAGAUCCGUAACGAGCAGGAGGAAAAGAAACGACAGGCCGAGGAGAAGAAACAGAGACAAGCAGCAUUCAAAAAUCUUCAGUCAGCCUUCAAAUGACCAUCUUCCUGUUGUUUUACAGCCCUGCUUUAACCAUCCUCCUCUUCCUUAUCGCUCAUGUCUGUCUCCUGUUUAUCAGAGCGCCAUAGCAGAGAUACUAUGCAACACUUUCAUAGGUUUCCAUUCCAGGAUCAUUUCUGUAGUGACAGCUAAUUGUCAGUUUGACUACUUUAGAUCCUCACUAUUUCUCUCUCUUGAUUUUGAACUUGCAGGACUUGUCUUUUUACACUGGACUGGAUGUGUCACUCACCUAGUUUGUUCUCCACUGAUAACAUUUAGCACACACUUUUGCAUGUGUGUGUGCUUUUAUUAAAUCCAACUCACUGUCACAUUGUUCUUUUGUCACACACAGUAAGCAAGACACAGUUUCUGUUUGAAAGGGAAUUUUUUAUGCUUUUAGAAUUUUCGGAUUAUAUUAGUGCAUCCAGUCCAUUGUGAACCACAUUGUGUAUCACCGUAACGCGAUGUGAAAAUAAAGACUAGAUAACAGGGUUAGCACAGAAAACAUUUUGAUGUAUUUCAACCUUGCCUAAAAGAGUUCUGUUUUUUCAUACUGUGGCUUAGAAAGGAGUUUGAGAACAUGCAAGUGAUGAUGAUGUCCUGGUAGGUUGGGUUUUAAUCUCCUUCCUUUUUUGUAUGAUGACUGUGAUACCCUGACAAUCUUCCCCUUAAAUGGAUCUCUAACGUCAGCUUCUGUUGCUUUCUCACACACUGUUUUCAUUGUUGUGACCAUUAGAUGCCCUUUAAUAGUCUUUAUGCAAUUAUUAUUUUUUAUUAGAGUAUUAUUUGACUAGCCAGUUCUUUUGAAAAAUGUGACCCCCAACACCACUACACACAAUCAUAAGUACUAAUUUGUCUGAUUUGUGUUGAGGUCUUGUGUUGUUGUUUUUUUUUUAACUGAGAUGCUCAUAAGGGAGGGAUAAUAUGGAGUGCAGAGUUAAUAGAGUUAAACAUUCAUCUCCUCUUUUUAACUGCAUGCACUAACGCUUUAGACUCAGGUGCCAGUGUGUGCACGCUAUAGCAAGGGCACAGCUUUAAGUAUUUAAAAAUGUUCUUUGGAGGUAAACGAUCCUUUUUUUGACAUGUAACCUGGUGCAAGAAUGAAAAUCUAGUCGCUUACCUCUCAGCAAAGCGUUUUAGACUGUUCGAAUAUUUGCUCUGUAACGUUGUAGAAAGUAGAGUAUAUUCCUGCAUGAUGCAUAAUAUCAGACUGGCCAAUUUAUUUUUAAAAAGUUUAAUUUCACAAAUGUUUUUCUAUGGAGAUAAAAAAGGCCACGUUGUUGUAAAACUCGGGCGAGUUGCAGCACACUUCAGCAUAGCUAAAAUGAGAGAUGUAUAAAGAGUCAAAUUAUAUUUUUCGGGAAUAAAUGUAAACCGCAUUUAGUUUUGUAUGGUGAUGGGCCUUUUUAAAAAUGUUUAUUCCUUUAAAAUGUCCUUUCACUGUUCCUCACAGUUGAAGUGAUGUUCUAUGAUUAAAUGUGAGAUUUUCUGCCUUUUUAUCCCCCCUUUUUUUUUUUUUGAGACCGUGGUCUGCUAUGCAUCCCGUCAUAUAUUCAUGUUAACGACGGUAUAUUUGGAGUCACUGGAAAUCUGUGAUGAUUUGUAUUGUGAAUAAGCCAAGAAUAGAUGCAUGAAUUAUCCAUAGCUUUAUGUCUUCAAAUGUAAUUGAGUGUUCUGCAGAUUAAAUGUGGGGUUUGAAUGAAUAAUCUAAUGUGUGUGUACGUGAUGUAGAUUUUCUUUUUGUACUCGAAACACUGGAGUACCUUAAGGGCAUAAAAACCAUAUGAUGAAUAUUUCUUCUCAAGGAUCCUCCAUCAGUGUUGACCUUGUGUGUGUGCCAGAUAUACCGUUGUAUACAAUGUUGUAUAAAUGUUAUACAAUUGCACUGUACAUAAAGACAAUGUGGAAGAGUCAUCAUAGAAAUGAGUGGAAAUGGGCUUCAAAAAACAUUCUAUAAAACAUCUGGAUAAAUAGCCAUGCUGUAAAUCUUCCAAUAUGUCAGGCAUGACAUUCAAUGUGUCAGAAGGUUGAUUGUGGUUAUAUUCGACAAAUCCCUUGACUAUUACAAUCCAGCUUGUAAUAUUUCAAACUUUAUGCUGACCACUAACCAGCAUGACACUGUCUCCAAUUAGCUAACUCUUAAAGUACAUCUCUGUUUAUUUUUACCCCUCAUUUACUUCAGUGUUUCCAUUGCAAAAGCAUUUAUUAUUAAGUUCGUGACUGGUGUUUUCGAACUCCACCUUCUCAGCAGGCAGCCGGAUCACUGGACUGUUCACUGGAUGUUUCAAAUUUUUGUGAUUCCACUGUAAAGACGUGCCAAAUGUUAUAGAUUCUGUUUGUUUAGCAUAUUUUCAUUAACUGUCCCCUCAGUUCAGUAAGUACUGUUGAAAGAUGUUGAAUGAGUAGUGAAUAUGGUGCAAUGAUUUUCAGUUACAGGAGUGUAAGUGGAAAUAAAAGACCCGUUACACUUAAUGUGUUGCCCAAGGCUUGAUUUUAGAUUAAUCUGAUGUUCCUGAUCCAAUCUUGGACUCCAGUCAGCUCAGAUUUUAGUCUUUUUUGUUCCAGUUCUGAAGCAGGUGAACAUGGACUUCCUGUAGUGCACAAGAACUGGAUUGAAAAUCUCUAGCCUCAGAUACAGAACACAAUCUCUGAAUCCUCUUGAAUGAUGAUUUGUUUGUAACUCUCAAAACAAUCCCUCUGAUUCUUUGUAAAGAAACAGACACUUUCAUUGCUUUACUGGCCAGAACUGUAAUGCAAAAUAAAACCCAUUGAAUGUUUGUCUCUUUUUCAAUCAUGCAAAACAAAUCCAUGAAACAUUUUAGAAUAAUUCUUCACAGUUUCACACAACGUUUUCACACAACCAUCAGUUACAUUCCAAAAGGUUUGAAAAGGGUUCCAGUGCCCUUGCACCAUCUUUAGCUGUGUAUCUUUCUGUCACUGUCUUAAUCACUUGGGGGUUUUGGUUUCAUCAUUGUGGAAUCUUAUACUUAUUAUGUGGCUGAUGGAUGUAGUUGUUUUUUGUACAUUUCUUAUGGCAAUAAAAGAUUUACAUUUUAUUCUUUCA